This is a messenger RNA of Penicillium malachiteum, 540 nucleotides long. RefSeq lists its product as uncharacterized. Gene Ontology annotation, biological process: mycotoxin biosynthetic process. The transcript has a single exon. The coding region runs from base 1 to 540 and encodes 179 amino acids. The record is from RefSeq and is a predicted model, not a curated record. Lineage: Eukaryota; Fungi; Ascomycota; Eurotiomycetes; Eurotiales; Aspergillaceae.
AUGGUGGCACUCUCGGACGAAUGGGCUUACCAACAUGGCCUUCGUACAGCGCAGAGAUUUCCCUGGGACAAUAGCAAGGGGAUUUAUUUGCUACACGGAUUUCACACUUUACAUUGCGUGAAAAUCGUUUAUAUCGCUCUGAAUGAAUACCAGUCAGGACAGCCCCAGUCUCGCGCUUGGCACCAUGUUAUACAUUGCAUGGAUGCUCUACGGAGACAAGUCUUAUGUGAUGCAGAUGACACACCAAGAGCUACUGAGAGACGUGCGGAGGUGGUCACUGGAGUUGGUCAGCAUCGUAUGUGUCGUCGAUGGGAUGAGCUGGUGGAUUUUGCUAAGCAACAUACCGCGUGUUACAAGCGUCCUGAGAGGCCAGAUGAAAGCCCAAAUAUUUUGGACCGAUACAGGAACUGUCCCCCGAACAGUGGCUAUAUUACAACGGAUAAUUAUGUACCUAGUGAUGAGUUCUUGGUCGGAUUGCCAGAGGAUCGAUUGAACCGUGAUGUUGCUUUGCUCAUAGUGUGCUACCUAAAUCAUUCAUGA